AGAAUCUUCCAAGGUGAAAGAGGUAGGUAGCGCUUGCUCGUGCCAUGCCGUGGGCCUUUACUUUAAUUUUGACUGCAGUUGCUGCAACAGAAGUGCCCACAAGCAUCGACGAGCUGGUGUCGCACUAUGAGCAGAUUUUCAAGACCGGGAAUCGCAAUGCCGCUUCCCACCUGUGGUCUAGUUAUAUUUUAGAUCGAGCUGCUCAAUUGGAGGCAAAGACGCUAGAGACGCUUUUUAGAGGCUUUUGCCCUGUCAGCGGGUCACCUUUGCCAGAUCAGCCCCAGACGCGGUUUUAUAGUACACUGUCAAGUGUCACUGGUGAAAAGGUCUCGGGGAUUACACACCACUGCUGCUGGCCCUGCAUUUGCGAUACGCAGUCUGCGGUGAAGACGGAUACGAAGGAGAUCCAGACUGCCUCAGGGGCAAAGUCCUACACCUUCCUCGUAAUUGGCGAUCCAUGUGCCAAUUCUGCGAAGCUUCUGGAGGGGUACAAAGAUCCCUUCACUGGAUCUCAAGUCACACUCCAGGAGCAGGCACCCGAAGUGACUUGCGUGGACAAUAGGUUGAGUGGAGCACACUUCAGCUCGCGUGGCCACGUCAUCAUCGGAAUGUAUUUUGUAGGAGAUGCAGAGAAGGAGGCCUUGCCCUUUAAUGAUGCCUCCACCUUCAAGGACAAGUGUGAGGCUCGUAAGGAGCAUGGCUUCGGCAGUGGCAUGGGUGCCAUCUUUCAAAAGGUGGCCGCAAUCAACCCAAUCGUGUCACCGUCUUUUCUGCAGAAGUGGGAUGCCCCGACAGGUUCCGUGGACAAUCAAAGGCUCGAGCUGGCAUUGAUCAACAUCUUUGGCGUUGUUGGUGCUGUUGGUGCUGCGCUGCUCAUCAUCAUGCUGGCGAGAAGACAGCCCAAACUCAAUGCUGGAUCAGACUCUGAGGUUGAGUAGGCCUGUCAUGGCUGCCUGACAAAUUAAGAAUGCUAAGCCAGUUCCUUCCUUUAGUAUCCUUUAGUGAGGACGACUUCAGCCGAGCUUUGCUGAUUUCCGUUUUGAUUCCCAAC
Durusdinium trenchii is the source of this 1051-nucleotide messenger RNA. The record is from the annotation of a GenBank genome assembly. Lineage: Eukaryota; Dinophyceae; Suessiales; Symbiodiniaceae.